Molecule: messenger RNA, 2502 nt
Organism: Monosiga brevicollis MX1
Lineage: Eukaryota; Choanoflagellata; Craspedida; Salpingoecidae
Exons: 6
Coding region: 1-2229 (742 amino acids)
Biological process (GO): response to oxygen levels; cGMP biosynthetic process
Cellular component (GO): guanylate cyclase complex, soluble
Molecular function (GO): heme binding; guanylate cyclase activity
Source: RefSeq, a predicted model, not a curated record
AUGUACGGUUUCCUGCAGUCGUCGUUGAUCUCACUCCUCAAGCAGUAUCCCGACUUUGAGGAGCGCAUGCGCCAGAUCAAAGACAGCCUGGGCUAUGAAGGCAACCUCGAUGACUUUUUCCUCCACUACGAUGACACCACCUCCUUUUCCUUUCUUGGCAAAGUCGCUGAGUCAUUGGGCAUGUCCCAGGAAGAGUGUUUGUCCAAGUCGGGCGAGCUCGCCCUCGAUACCUUCAUCUCCAACGGCUACAUGCCCAUCCUUCAGACCAUGGGUCAUGACUUUUUCACUUUUAUCAACAGCCUCGAUGCCAUGCACGACAACUUUUUGGCCGCCUUUCCCAAGAUGAAGAUGCCUUCUUUCCGACCCCGUCGCAACGAUGACGGCACAAUGACCAUUCACUACUAUUCCCGCCGCAAAUUUCUUGCGCCCUACGCCAUGAGCAUGAUCAAGGGUGUGGCCAAGGCCCUUUUUGACCUCGACAUCCAGAUCGAGCACAGCAUCAAAAAGGGGUACAACCGUGCCGAUCACGAUGAGUUUCUCAUUACCGCCGGCCCGGAACUCUUCCCCCCAGAGGCCGAGGAAGACGCUGAGGACAUUGCCAGCAACACCACGGUCUCCAUGGAUAGUGCUGCCAUUGACCGGCUCUUCCCCUGGCAUUUUGCCUUUGAUGAGGAGCUCAAAAUUGUGAGCAUCGGCUCCCAGCUUCGCCGCCAUCUCAACGCCAACCCCAUCGGCUCAAAGCUUGCUGACAUCAUGGCCAUCCAGCGCCCCUUGGAGGCCAAAUACCGCUACGACGACUUUCAACAGCGAUCUGGCAACCCAUACCAAUUGGCCCUGCAUCGCGACGCUCAAGCUGACAUCCAAAUCGCCUCCCACUACGCUGCUACAGAUGACAACAGCGAUGCCUGCAGCGUGGCAGCCAGUGAGCUCUCAAAUGUAGGCUGCCCUUUCAGUGGUGGCCGCCGACGCAGCGAUGAGUCUGCCAUCAGCUCUAUUGAUCGCAUGCAAGCCCUCCGCAACAUGCCCCAGCGCAUCAUCCAGCUGCACGGCGAGUUUGUGGCCCUGCAAGAGGGUCAGCUCUUCUUUGCAGGCGCGCCUCUUUUGCGUGACGUCAAGCAACUCGAUGCCCAAGGCAUCACCAUGAGUGACUUGCCCGUCCACAGCCACGCCAGCGAGAUCCUCUACGCCUCGAUGUUUCAGGCCAUGUCCGCCAAGCGUGCCAACAAGGCCGACAAGGAGCUUCUCAUGCUCAACAACAACCGCGACGAAGUUCGCCGCCAGCAGGAGAUUACGGCCAAUCUCCUCCACAGCAUUCUUCCACCCCGCAUUGCCGAUGCUCUUACCAAGGGUGAGACACCGCCGGCCGAGACGUUCCCGGCCACCACCAUCCUUUUCAGCGACAUUGUUGGCUUUACAAGCAUCUCCGGCUCUGUGCCACCCGAAGAGGUCAUGGCCAUGCUCAAUGAGCUCUUUGCCAAGUUCGACGACUUGACUCGCCUACACGGCGUGUACAAGGUUGAGACGGUGGGGGAUGCCUACGUUGUCAGCUGUGGUGCCCCAGAUCCCUGUGACAACCACGCCGAGCGCAUGUGCAACUUUGCCAUUGACAUGGUGCGCGUCGCCAGCUCGGUGAUCUCGCCCCUCGACGGCGAACCACUCAAGAUUCGAUGUGGUCUGCACAGCGGCACCGUCAUGACGGGCUGCGUCGGCAACAUGGAGUGCAAGCCUCGCUACUGUCUCUUUGGAGAUACAGUCAACGUGGCCAGUCGCAUGGAGUCGACUGGUCUGCCUGCUUCGAUCCAAAUCAGCUACCGCGUCAUUCGUGCGCUGCCCGAUGCAUCCCAGUAUAACAUCAUCACCCGUGGUCGCAUCGCCAUCAAGGGCAAGGGUACCAUGAAGACAUUUUUGCUCUUGGGCCAUGCUGACUCUCUUGACCCACCUCUUUACCCCAAGCUCUCCAGCAACGAGCGGGAGGAGGAAGUCUGGAACCGCAACGGCAACAAGGAGCCAGUAGAUGAUGACAGCGACUCAGCCCGUGGUCCUAGCGACGCCCACCCUUCGGUUGUCGACAUGGCCCGGUCUCUACGCGUCCGCAGUCCUAGCAUGAUGUUGAGCGAGAGCAACCUGCGUCGCAUGAAUCAAAUCAACAUGCGUGAGUCUAUCAGCGUACCCAAGAACCGUUGGCCUUCUCCCAAGGUGGUUGCUGACAACUUUGUGAUUGCAGAAUAAGUCCCAUUGAAUUGUGCCGUGGACAACCUGUCUUGUCUAGUUAAAUUACCGAUGCCCCAAUUGUUUGUUUCCCACGCCCUACUUUACUAUGCGUCCACUUUGUUGUUGUUGUUGUUGUUGUUGUUGUUGUUGUUGUUGUUGUUGUCGUGCAGACCCUUUUUGUUGAUGUGGUCCAACCUUGGAUAUUGCUGUGCGUUUGUUCUUCUCUAAGCGGCUUGUGUUUUAUUGGCAUGAAUAUGAAAAACUUUGCUUUCAAUUGAGCUUGACCACGUC